Molecule: messenger RNA, 2232 nt
Organism: Phaeoacremonium minimum UCRPA7
Lineage: Eukaryota; Fungi; Ascomycota; Sordariomycetes; Togniniales; Togniniaceae
Product: putative vacuolar protein sorting-associated protein
Exons: 6
Coding region: 1-2232 (743 amino acids)
Biological process (GO): intracellular protein transport; vacuole fusion, non-autophagic; endosomal transport
Cellular component (GO): cytoplasm; endosome; HOPS complex
Molecular function (GO): actin binding
Source: RefSeq, a predicted model, not a curated record
AUGGACGCAACUCAUCCCACGGCAGGCUGGGAGAAGGUCGGCGAGGUCUUCUACCGCAAGAUCCAGCUCUAUACGGCCGUCUUUGACCAGGACCUGGACCUGGACAGCCACGUUGUUGCCGGAGCACUCUAUGGGGGUGCUAUUGCAUUGUUCCGCGACGAGAGCAAGAUCGUCGCAUACCGAGCAAGCAAGUCAUCAAAACCAAGCAUAGAUAUCUAUAGCUGCGCUGGGAAGCUGAUCCGAAGCAUCGCCUGGGAGAAGGGCUCAAUCAAGGGUCUUGGCUGGUCAGAGGACGAAAAGCUCCUCGUGGUGACCACCGACGGUUCCGUGCGGUGUUACUACGAUCUCCAGGGAGAGUUUACCCAGUUCUCUCUGGGCAACGGCGCCGAAGAAUAUGGCGUCAAGUCCUGCCGCGUCUCUCCUAAUGGAAAAUUUGCCGCCUUGUAUACGGAGACGGGAAAGGCGCACGUCAUCACAAGUGACUUUCAGACUCGUCUGAGCGAGUAUGACUCCAAAUCAAAAACCCCUCCUAAAUAUCUGGCAUGGUGUGGUAACGAUGGCGUCGUCAUCGCUUGGGAAGAUGAGGUUCACAUUGUCGGCCCUGGAGGUGCAGUCACUCAGUUCUUCUAUGACGGCAGGAUACAUGUCGUCCAAGAUCACGAUGGUGUGCGUAUCAUAACGAAUGAUGUUUGUGACUACCUACAAAAGGUACCUGAAGUCACAGACAAGGUAUUCAGAUUUGGGACCGAAUCUCCAGCUUCCAUCUUGCUGGACGCAGUGGCGCAAUUGGAGAUUCAGUCCCCCAAAGCAGACGACAAUAUCCAGCUCAUUCGAUCAAAUCUUGUCGAGGCUGUAGACACAUGCGUUAAUGCCGCAGGUCAUGAGUUCAGUGUUCACUGGCAGAAGCAGUUGCUCAAGGCGGCGUCUUUCGGCAAGUCGGUCCUGGACAUAUACAACAGCGAUGAUUUCGUGGAUAUGUGCGAGACAUUGCGCGUUCUCAAUGCUGUGCGCUUCUACGAGGUAGGCCUACCGCUGUCGUACGAGCAAUAUCAGCGACUGACCCCCGAGGGCCUCAUCGCUCGGCUCCUCAACCGCCAUGAAUACCUUCUUGCUCUACGCAUUGCAGGCUAUCUGCAUCUACCCACUGACAAGAUUUACGUCCACUGGGCAAGUGCCAAAGUGCGAACAGGCUCUGAGGACGAUGACACCAUCUGUCGACUCAUCGUAGACAAGCUGGGUGGGAGGCCAGGCAUUUCCUUUGAGGUUAUUGCCAGGGCUGCAUAUGACGAAGGACGCGGUAGACUGGCCACCGAGCUGCUCAACCACGAGCCACGUGCGGGUCGUCAGGUACCACUUCUACUCAGCAUGGAGGAGGAUGAGCUCGCCCUCGACAAAGCCAUCGAGUCCGGCGAUACGGACCUCGUGUACUUUGUGCUGCAUCAGCUGCGUCGCAAGCUACCACUGGCCGCAUUCUUCCGCACAAUCAACACACGACCGGUCGCCACCGCGCUGGUGGAGUCGUCUGCCCUUCACGAUGGGGACACGACACUGCUCAAAGAUCUCUAUUACCAAGACGACAGACGGCUCGAUGGCGCAUCGGUGUUCAUGAAUGAGGCUCUCAAACAGCCGGAUAGCCGGACAGCGACCGAUAAGCUGGCGCUGGCGGCGAAGCUGCUUAGCGACAACAGCAAAGAAAACGCCUUUGAGCUGGCUGCGCUCAAGGAGGCGGCGACCCUCCUCCGCAUGCAGGAGGCGUUCGACCGGGACCUCACCGACACGUUUACGGGCCUGAGCGUCAACGAGACGAUGUUCAAGCUGAUUCGUCUAGGAUACAGUGGGCGGGCGAAGAAGAUCCAAAGCGAGUUCAGGGUGCCGGAGAAGGUGGCUUGGUGGAUACGACUACGCGCAUUUGUAGCGAAGCGCGACUGGAACGAGAUUGAGGAAAUCUCCAAGCAGCGAAAGAGUCCCAUCGGGUGGGAGCCUUUCUACAAUCUCGUCUUGCAAGCCGGCAACCCACGUCUGGCAGCAACCUUCAUCCCCAAGUGCACCAAUCUCGAGCACGGCGCCGCCAUCACCAUGUACGAGAAGUGCGGCAUGCGCGUCAAGGCGGCCGAGGAGGCGGUCAAGGCGAAGGACGCGGAUGCCUGGACUAGGCUGCUCGACGCGGCUGGCCGAGGCACGCAGGAGGGCAGGGAGAUCGAGCGGCUGGGGCAGACUGUUUUCAAGAAGUGA